UUUUUUUUUAAUAGACAUUUUCAAGCCAAAUAAUUUUUUUUUUUUUUUAAUUGACGUAAGAGCGCACAUACUUGCUAGAAAAAUUUUAAUACUAAAUGCCAACGAAAAGGUCAACCAGAAUAUUCGCACGAUCGAGUGGCGCUCCCGUGAUUGGUGAAACUGCAGUAAUGCAUUCCAAUAUACUAAAGUCGUUCAGUCGCUUUAGUUACUUUCAACGAAUCAGAUCGUAUUGUCGUGAAAUGUGAUAAUAUUUAUAUCGUUAUAAACAUUUGCGUACAUACACAUUUUAUUGCACUUUUAUCUAUGUACAUAUAUAUAUGUAUAUAUAGAUAAGUUGAUAUUUAUAAAAAAAAAAAAGAAAAGAAAAUUAAAGAAAUUUUUAUAUUUAUAGUGAAGGUAUUAAAUAUUAUGACGAAUAAUUAAAAGUGAAUAUCGGCUUAUUGACAAACAUUGUUUUCUUAAUGUAUACAAUAUCUCAAAAUAGCUGAAAUAUCGAAUAAAAAGGAAAAUGUUCGAGCAGCCGUGUUUUUACAAUGACUUAAAGUACGACGAAGCUUGUGUUAAAUUAAGAAAUGAAGAUAAAUCGAAUGCAUGGCUUUAUGCACUUUCAUCCGAUUGCGUUUCGUGUCCAUACGGUCGGAUAUCUUCGAUUUCAACCGCGAAUUAUAGCGUGAAAUUUAAUACUGCCAGAUCUAUGAAAUGGGCGGUACUGAACGUCGAUGGUUCUAACGAAUAUAUAUCUGCUAAAAAUAUCAGUAAAGCGAUAUGCAAACUUUCUCCAAAUUUAGGAGAAUACGGCAGUUAUGAAUUAUUAAUUCGAAACGAUAGUUGUUUCCUUAAUACACUGAUACGACCGACCAAUUCUUACAUCACUCUCCUCAUUGUUUUUGGUAUAAUAAUAUGCUUUCUAAUUGGGAUAUCAUUGUCGCGACAAAUAUGGCAAUUGAUUCAAGAAAAAUGUAUGAAACAUGCCAAUGAUCAAUUAGCUAACGAUCCUACCAAGAAACGACGAGUUAAAUCCAUUGACACAUUUAGGGGGAUUAGCAUUGUGUUUAUGAUAUUUGUUAAUAACGGUGCCGGAGGAUAUUAUCUAUUGGAACACGCAACUUGGAAUGGUUUAUUGAUAGGAGAUUUGGUCUUUCCGUGUUUCAUGUGGAUUAUGGGAGUUUGUAUUCCUAUAGCAAUAUCCUCGCAAUUAUCACGUGGCAUUUUAAAAUUAGAAAUGUUUUUUGGAAUUCUUAAGAGAAGUAUCUUGCUAUUUCUUAUUGGCGUUGCAUUGAACACUCUUGCCAGUAUGCCGCAGCUGGAAAACAUACGAAUAUUCGGUGUAUUGCAAAGAUUUGGUGUUGCUUAUCUUGUAGUUGCAUUGAUGUUUUUAUUUCUAACACCGAGAAAACCUAAAAAAAUUCAGAGUCUAAUGCAUCAACGAUUAAAGGAUAUAUCAAUUUUAUUGCCACAAUGGAUUAUAGUUUUAUGCAUCGUCGUUGUUCAUUGCUUGUUAACGUUCAAACUUUCCGUACCAGGUUGUCCCACAGGCUAUCUCGGUCCUGGUGGACGUCACGAAGAUGGUAAAUACUUUAAUUGUACCGGUGGUGCUGCUGGAUAUAUCGACGAUCUGAUCCUAACACCUAAUCAUGUUUUUCAAAAUCUAUUGAUAAUCACGAUUUAUGGAUCUAAACCUUUCGAUCCUGAGGGAAUUUUAGGUUGCAUGACAACAAUAUUCCAAGUAUUUCUUGGAGUCCAGGCGGGAGAGAUUUUAUUGUGCUAUAAGGAUUGGAAGGACAGGGUCGUAAGGUGGCUCCUAUGGGCAGUAUUUUUAGCUAUCAUAGGAUUUCUUGCCCAUGUUUACGUCAUACCUGUUAAUAAAAAUUUAUGGUCGUUAUCAUUUGCAUUGGUAACGACCGCUUUUGCUCUUGGUCUUUUAUCAGCUUGUUACUUACUAGUGGACGUUGCAAGAAUAUGGAGAGGUGGACCAUUUCGAAUACCUGGAAUGAACGCUCUACUUAUGUACAUCGGUCAUCAAUUAUGCUAUCAAAUCUUUCCAUUUCAUUGGCGUAUCGGUAAUAUGCAAAGUCGUACUUUGGUAUUGGUAGAAGCCAUUUGGAGUGUUGUCCUAUGGACAAUCAUAGCUUACAUAAUGCAUCGUAAGCGAAUAUACAUUACAUUGUGAUCUAACGUUAUUUUGUCAGAAUAUUUAUUUGGAUUUGGGAUAUAAAUCGAUCUUUUCGGCUUGAUAAAUAAUUUAUUUUACACGACUUACAUUAAGUAACAUAAUGACAGUGUGCGUGAGGUAAUCGUUAUUACCAACGUAUACUUUAAUACGAAUUUAUAUUAAGUACAUUGUUUCUUUUAUUGUAUUUUUGUAAACUUUUUUUUUCACAUUUUUUUCUUUUUUUUAAUUA
Molecule: messenger RNA, 2402 nt
Organism: Vespa velutina
Lineage: Eukaryota; Metazoa; Arthropoda; Insecta; Hymenoptera; Vespidae
Product: heparan-alpha-glucosaminide N-acetyltransferase-like
Exons: 11
Coding region: 509-2170 (553 amino acids)
Source: RefSeq, a predicted model, not a curated record